AAAGGUGAAUCGAGACAUUCUUAGAUCAUAAACUCGCACGGUAUCUAAUGGCGGGCAUUUGAGAUUCAUGAGAAAGUGUAAACAGUUAUUCUGAAAUGUUAUGACUGGCUUGAGACUUACCGUCGUGUCAGGGGCGUAGUUGAUUUUGUUCUUCUAGUAUCUUUAGAUUUACCAAUAAUGCUCUCUCUGUCAAUUCGUCAGGUCUCUCAGUUUUUACGUGAUGGUUUAUUGUUGCCGAGCAGUUUGUGUGAGGAGUGCUUGGCAAGAUCACGACGCAUUGAAGAGCUUAACGCAUUCAUACGCAUUGAAGAAAAGUUGGCACGCGCACAGGCAUCAGAAUCGAAUAUUCGAUAUAAAGAUGGUUGUCCACAGGGCCCACUUGAUGGUGUCCCUGUAGCAGUAAAAGACAAUUUCUGUACGAAGAAUAUAAAAACAACUUGUGCUUCAAGGAUGUUGCAAGACUUUUGCCCUUCAUAUGAUGCAACUGUGGUGCGGAAGCUGAAGGAAAGUGGUGCAAUCUUAUUGGGGAAGUGCAAUAUGGAUGAAUUUGCUAUGGGGUGUGGCACUGUAGAUUCACUCUAUGGUCCUACUAAAAAUAUCUGGCUUUCAAGAUUCCAAAGUGUAAAAAAUACUCAAGACAAUCCUUUGCAGCGUGAAGAGUUUGACAGUGGCGAUCAUGCCUCUUUCAAAAAACAAAGGAUUCGUGAGUUUCAUACAGUGAGCACCUUGACGCACGCUGCAGGUGGUGAUGAUGAUUGGCACAUAGCAGGUGGAAGCUCAGGAGGGAGCGCUGUUGCUGUAGCAAGUGGAGCUGUGUUUGCGGCACUGGGCUCAGAUACAGGUGGCUCUGUGCGCAAUCCUGCGGCAUACUGUGGCAUUGUAGGUUUUAAACCUACGUAUGGUUUGCUGUCGAGGUAUGGUCUCAUACCUCUUGUAAAUUCAAUGGAUGUGCCAGGCAUACUUACCAGAACAGUUGAUGAUGCAGUAACAAUGUUUAACAUUCUAGCUGGCCACGACCCAAUGGACUCGACUACAGUGCGUAAACCAUUUUCGCCAAUUUGUCUUCCUAAGGAUCUAGAUGUUAAGGGUCUGAGAGUGGGUGUGCCUGCAGAGUACCAUUGCCCUGGGCUGUCCACAGAGGUGCUGGCAGCGUGGACUGAGGUUGCAGAUUUACUGGAACAUAAUGGAGCAGUUGUUUCACAGGUAUCCUUACCACAUACACAGCUGUCAAUAGCAUGUUAUUCGGUUCUGAAUCACACUGAAGUUGCUAGCAACAUGGCUCGCUACGAUGGCAUCGAAUAUGGAUACCGGGCAAAUGAAAGCAAUUCAGCUGAAGCACUCUUCGCUGCUUCUCGCAGAUCUGGCUUUGGUGAGGUUGUUCGCAGCCGAAUUCUCUCUGGGAACUAUUUCCUCCUGAGAAGGAAUUACAACAAGUACUUCGUACAAGCAUUGAAACUGCGAAGACUGAUAGCUCAGGAUUUUGAACAGGUGUGGUCUUUGGGUGUUGAUGUGCUGCUGACACCAGUAACUAUGACUGAUGCUCCAAGGCACUCAGAAUUUGUCAAGCUGGACAAUAGACAACAAUGCAGUAGUCAAGACUAUUGCACACAGCCUGCCAACCUCGCAGGUUUACCUGCCAUCAGUGUUCCAGUGAAGCUAUCCAAAAAUGGUCUACCACUCAGUUUGCAGUUAAUGGCACCCAUGUUCAAAGAAGAUACGUUGUUUCGCACUGCUAAAUGGAUUGAAGAAAGUUUAAAAUUUCCUGCAGCUGAACUAGCCAUGUGAAACAAAUGCAGUGUUACAAAAAGAUUCUGCACCACUGUUCUUUGAUUUUUACUUUAUCCAAAAUGGAUAUGAGACAGAUACAUUUUCAUGGAACUGUCUGGUGUUGGUGAGGCUUUGGGAGCAACAGUGGGACUCGCUCACUGUGUUUGUCAAGAGGAAUAUGGCCUCCCUGGCUGGUGCCAACAGUCUUCGACAUCAAGAAGUUCGACCCAUGUACCACCUGGUCUUAACUUGGUUCAGCGGCUGUGUAACUGAGCAUCUGCAACGUUAGCACUGCUUAUCCAGCAAUGGUAUUGUUUGGCUGCUCCUGUCACAUAUCUGACCAGCUGUCAGCUUCUGGUACACUGAACACCCAAAGUUCUUCACUUCCCUCUUUAGAAUUCCCCAGAGCUGUGUGAAGGAAAUUUAAAUUAUUCUCUGUGAAAUAAAUGAUGGACACAGAAACUAUGAAGAAUUUCUCCGCUCUUGAUGUAUUCUAACCAGGAUAAUUACACACACACACACACACACACACACACACACACACACACACACACACUCACUCACUCACUCUUAACAGUCCUGAAAUCACACCAAAUAAUUUCCAACAUAAAAUUGUGAUGUAAUUCUGGUGUUCCCUUGCAAACAUGUAUGAUAGUAAAUUUCACAAAGUGUUUGUUAUAUAUUUUGUCAGUGUUAACAGCCAAACACAUUUAAAUGUACUUAUGUAUUAUUUGUGAACUGUUUAUUGAACACUGGAUUCACUAGGUUGACAUCAGGAGACUCAAAAUACUUGCAGGUUUAAGGGAACAAUCAAAUACUUAUCUGGGUACCUGUCGUCGAAACAGUGAAUGAUGUAAAUUGUUUUAUCUUGUAGCUCCUCCACUAAGGUUCCCUUCGUUGCAAUGUCAAGCAAUUUGUGACAUGCUAACUACAAAAAGAUUUAUGUGAAAUAAAAUAUUUAACUUCAAAAUAUUUAUUACAGAAAUUUCAGCAUAACGAAACUCGGUCUUGACAUCGCAUAAUCUGAUGCAAACAUGUGUGGGUACCACCACUGAUACUUAUAUAUAGUUACUAUAAUGAAGGUCAAGUUCAUGCAUUUUUAUUUGAGGACAUUUCAUAAAUUAUAAGUAUAGUUUCACAUUCCUGGACAGCUGAUAAAUAAUUCCAGAUUUGUUUUUGUAUGGACUUCCAUGUGCGAUGCUAAUUUAACAGAAAUACAUUUACUAACUUGCACAAAUUUGAUGUCUUAUUUGUUCAAACAAUGCUUCAGAUGAAAAUUUUAAUUACUUCAAUAUUAUCUAAUAGUAUUUUGUUCCUACUAUGUUUUUGCUUUAGUUUUGUUGUAUGCUAUUAAUACAUUCUGAAUGCUGGCACAAAAUUUGUAAGUAUACCAGUCACAGUGUUUGUUUACUUCACAUGACAACUAAUAAGCCUUGACAGUACAGCAUCCAUCCUAAUGCACUGAAAAUACAAAAUAGGUUUACCAGAUACAUACCAAGCAUUGUUUUAUCCGAACAACAGUGUUACAAAGUGUAGAAAACUAGAUAUGCUUCACAUAUCCAGCGAGCUAUAAGACUUUGCUGUCUCCUAAGUGCCUGGUAUUGAUUUGUUCAUUAUGUACUUUCCCAUUCUGCUACAUCAUACAUCCACUUUUAAUAAUGAUGGGUUUGGCAGUAGCCAUUGCUGAAUACUGUUUUUCAUUUCACUGUGCUGUGGUCGGGAUCGUCAUGUGAGGAUGUAUUAAAUAGCAGAAGCAGUUCCUGGUCUGCCACAGCCUAGUUUUGCUUCAGAUUCCUCGUUGACACAUUCUCCCCAUUGUGGAAUUCCAGUUAAUGUUGUGAGCAUUAGGUAAUGAAUUCAAUGGAUUACCAUAUAAGGAUACAGACAGUGUGAUGCGUGAAGGUUCUGGGUGGAUCCAGGGAGCAAGCGCGGAUAGCCGAAGUGGUUAAGCUGCCUGCUAGCGAUAUGUGGGAUAUCGGGGCUCGAGGCCCAGUCUGGCAAAAAUUUUUAAAUUUCACUGUUGGGUAGUAGAUCUAAACAAUAUACAGCUGAUGUCAAGGAAUUCCCAUUCAAGGAAUUAAUUUUGAAUUAUUUUGUACAGCUGUGGAUUGUCAAUAGAGUUUGUUCUUUCAAACAUGCGUGUAAGAAUUAGACAUCUGCCUCGAAUCAUUUAUUCUUGCAGGCAUGUGUGGUGUGACCAAUUGUGACUGUCUCCUUAACAAUAAUAAACAGUGUACUUGCUUUUUCCCAUCUGUCUUGUUUUCAUUUGAUGCGCCCUUUACAUUUUUCCUCCCUUUUCGUGCUACCAAAUUCCACUAUUCCAUAAAAAUUAAAUUUUAAUUUCCCUA
Molecule: messenger RNA, 4115 nt
Organism: Schistocerca americana (American grasshopper)
Lineage: Eukaryota; Metazoa; Arthropoda; Insecta; Orthoptera; Acrididae
Gene: GatA
Product: glutamyl-tRNA(Gln) amidotransferase subunit A, mitochondrial
Exons: 10
Coding region: 178-1785 (535 amino acids)
Biological process (GO): mitochondrial translation; glutaminyl-tRNAGln biosynthesis via transamidation
Cellular component (GO): mitochondrion; glutamyl-tRNA(Gln) amidotransferase complex
Molecular function (GO): glutaminyl-tRNA synthase (glutamine-hydrolyzing) activity
Source: RefSeq, a predicted model, not a curated record